CUACACAUAAAAGGAAAUGGAGGCGUGAUUAUGCGCUUUUAUCUUCGUAUACCUUUGAGUUGCUAUAUAAAUAAAGCUAAAUAAAAAGUAGGAUCUAUGUCGCUAAAUAACUUAUUUGAAAUAAGUUUCGUAACAGAUUCGUCAUUUACAAUUUCCAGUUCUGUUUAUGUCUAUUUGCAUUCAUAAUUUUGUUUUCCACUUUUUACUGCAUUUCAGCAUCUACAGUCGAUUCCCUUUAAGAUUUACCCAUAACACAUUAGAGCACCUCCCCGUGGAGAAAAAGUAUUAAUUUUGUACGGACAAAGGCCGUUAACCGUCGUCGCCAGCAGUUUUCGCUACUUCUCUUUGACUUUCGACAACAUUAUCGCAAGUUGCCCGGAAAUAAGCUCCUGAAAACAGACAUUAUGGUGCCCGCCAAAGAAUGGGAGAGCACCUUUUAUGGCUACGUGAGACUGGCUUGUGGCGUCCUGGUCCAUGUCGCGUGUACAGUGUUUACAGUGUGCAUUGCGGUUUUGGCCAGACCCGGUGCCAGUGUGUUUUCAUGGCAUCCAUUUUUGAUGUCACUGGCUUUCUCAUUCUUCAUGACGGAGGCUGUGCUUCUCUUCUCCCCUGACUGCUCACUGGUUGGGAAGCUACCGCACAAAACGAAAGGCUGCUACCACUGGAUCCUGCAAACACUUGCAGCCAUCUGUGCAGUUCUGGGGUUAUCUGCCAUUUUCUAUAACAAGCAGUUGAAUAGCAAGUCACAUUUUUCCACCUGGCAUGGCCUGCUUGGCUUGGUUGCAGUGUGUUAUGCAGUGAUUCAGUCAGUGGGUGGUAUCUCUUUGAUGUACCAUAAGCUGAUAAAGGGACUGCCUUUAGCUAAGCUGAAGCGCUACCAUGCCGCUUCGGGUCUGGUGCUUUACCUGCUAGGGAGUAGCAGCCUUCUGCUGGGCAUGUGCUCCCUUUGGUUCACUGCGUCAGUGCGCAGCUCAGUUUGGUACUUUUUGGCCUUUUGUCCCAUCCUUAGCAGUCUGGUCAUCAUGAGCCAGGUGACUAACUCCUACAUAGGUAAGAAACAAUUCCAGCCUUAAAGUAUCCAGCAGUUUCAUAUUUUAAGUAUUAUUACUGUAAUUUAUAUCAAUAAUGAUUCCAGUAACCCUUUCGGAGUGAUGUUGUUUUCCAUUUAAAACAAUUGGCUUAAUCAAUUCAAAGUGACAUAAAAGAAAUACCAUUCAUGGCAAAUAAUAAUGUUCUCCUACAGAAUGACACAAAAUGAUACUUGUUUUUAUAUUUCUAUCACAUGCUGUAUGUAUAACACAGAGUGAUGUCUGUAUAAUGUCUGUGUUAUGGAUAUACUUAUUUAACAAAUCUUGAAGAUUUUAUUUUUGCAUUUCUAAAUUUAACUGUAGUUGUAAGAGUGAAAAAGCAAGAAUGUUUGAUAGAGAAAUUCUAUUCUCACAUUCUGAAAAAUCAAAUUAUUAUUAAAUAUCUGAAAUAUGAAGAAUGACUUCAUAUGAAAAAGGGGACUUAAUAUUGGCUUACAGUUUAUGAAUUGUAUUUUAAUUUCCAUGGAUUGACUUGUUUUGAAUAUUUUUAUAUGUAAUAUGAACAAGAUUGUAUGAAUAAAACAUUUGUGUAUAAUUUUCUAAAAUGUUAUAUGUAAUUUAUAAUACUUCUCUUUAUGUCUAAGAAUACCUCAUGACAUUGCUUUGAUAUUUCUAAAC
Paramormyrops kingsleyae is the source of this 1706-nucleotide messenger RNA. It is a transcript of the gene cyb561d2, whose product is annotated as cytochrome b561 family, member D2. The record is from RefSeq and is a predicted model, not a curated record. Lineage: Eukaryota; Metazoa; Chordata; Actinopteri; Osteoglossiformes; Mormyridae. Gene Ontology annotation, molecular function: transmembrane monodehydroascorbate reductase activity. Gene Ontology annotation, cellular component: endoplasmic reticulum.